AUCAGCAAUGAAAACAGAAAAGGGCAGGAGGGAUAGAUUGAAACGCAAAGCUGAGAGAUUGAUAAUUAGAAACAAUUAACAGUUUGCAGUUGUUGCUGGCGUGUUGGUGAAUCCCAGAAGUUCUCCAAUAUAAGGAGAGAGAGAGAGAGAGAGAGAGAGAGAGAGGGAGGGAGACCCAACACAACGAGAAUGCCCAAAAAGUCCAAGUGAGAGAGAUUCCCCACAUUCUCUCCUCUCACACAAACCCACGUCGUCACUUUGCUGUUUCAAAAGUCUGAAUUGUGGAAUAUUUGUGAGGAGUCGCAGUCUGUAUUUUAAGGGCAGUACAUAGAUUCCGAUUGUUUGAGGAAGAUGAGUGUGUGACUGUAGUUGAUUGUAGCCCAUCUUAAGGUUUGGUAAUGGGGUCUGCAAACAUGGAGAAGAAAUGGCUAUUCCCUCUUGUCAUAAGCUCUUGUGUAUGCUUAUUCCUUCUAGCCACUUCCUUGAACUUGGGUCUUGUCUCUUCACCACACAAACUCUUCUCCUCGAUGUUACAAUCUCGAGUAGCAACAAACCAAACCGGUGCAGCUUUCGCUGAGGCAAAAGUUUCACAAGCUCCACCCCCUCCCGCAGUACCAGCUAUUCCUCGUUUUGCUUAUCUAAUUUCAGGGUCAAAAGGGGAUAUGGAAAAGCUUUGGAGAACCCUUAAGGCUCUAUACCAUCCUUUGAAUCACUAUGUUCUUCAUUUAGACCUUGAGGCACCAGUAGCAGAAAGAUUGGAGCUUGCUUCACGAGUGCAAAACGAAACGAUGUUUCGUAAUGUUGGGAAUGUAUUUAUGAUAAAAAAGGCUAAUAUGGUCACUUAUAGAGGACCAACAAUGGUUGCUAAUACUCUUCAUGCCUGUGCCAUUCUGCUCAGGAGGAGUAAGGAUUGGGAUUGGUUUAUCAACCUCAGUGCCUCAGAUUAUCCGCUUGUUACUCAAGAUGAUCUUCUUCACACCUUUUCAGGUCUAAAUCGAGAACUGAAUUUCAUUGAGCAUACUAGCCAGCUUGGUUGGAAGGAGGAAAAAAGAGCAAUGCCUUUAAUUCUAGACCCUGGUCUCUACUCAGCAAAUAAACAAGAUGUCUUUUUCGUUACACCCCGGCGAACAUUGCCAACUUCCUUUAAAUUGUUUACUGGUUCGGCAUGGAUGGUCCUGUCACGAUGGUUUGUUGAGUACUGCGUUUGGGGUUGGGACAAUCUACCAAGGACCCUUCUCAUGUAUUACACAAACUUUGUCUCCUCGCCUGAAGGCUACUUUCAUACUGUUAUAUGCAAUGUGCCAGAGUUUGCUAAAACUGCAGUCAACCAUGAUUUGCACUAUAUUUCUUGGGAUAUUCCUCCCAAACAGCAUCCUCACACCCUUAACAUAAAUGACACAAGCAAGAUGAUUGGAAGUGGUGCUGCCUUUGCCCGGAAAUUCAAACACAAUGACCCUGCCCUAGAUAAGAUUGAUAAAGAGUUACUUCACAGAAGAAAAGAUGGCUUCACUCCUGGUGGUUGGUGUGCUGGAAAACGGAAAUGCACCAGGGUUGGGAACCCGAACAAGAUCAAACCAGGUCAAGGGGCUGAAAGGCUUCGCGCCCUUGUGGAUAGGCUGACAUUGACAGCUAAGUUUGGUCAAAACCAGUGUAAAUAGAUUCUCUGGAAAUUCUUUGGAGCAGGUGUUAAGAGAUUUAGUGAAAGGAAUUGAAACUGUAAAAGAAGAUAGUAGUACCUACAAGCUGGACAAGAGUUCUGUUGUUAUUUAUGGGAUACAUUUUGAUGUCCAGCUUGUUAGAUUUGAGGCAGGUUAACGUCCUUUCAAGCAAAACCAAAAUUGUCACAUUCUUGGAACCAGAAAGGUGUUUGAUCAUCACUGAUUUGGUAGAUUCUAAAUCUAGAACUUUUACAAUCAUAUAUCCUACGAUCCUAUAUCUUAUCGGUAGUAUACCUUUUUUUCCC
Rosa chinensis is the source of this 1963-nucleotide messenger RNA. Its product is annotated as beta-glucuronosyltransferase GlcAT14A. Lineage: Eukaryota; Viridiplantae; Streptophyta; Magnoliopsida; Rosales; Rosaceae. The record is from RefSeq and is a predicted model, not a curated record. Gene Ontology annotation, molecular function: glucuronosyltransferase activity. The coding region runs from base 399 to 1658 and encodes 419 amino acids. Gene Ontology annotation, cellular component: membrane. The transcript is spliced from 5 exons.